AUGAAUGAGCCUUCUUUGGAAGGUAUACUAACUUUUGCUAUAGUUGCUAAAGUUUUCGUUAAAAUUUUUAAUAAUUCAAAAUGUCUUCUUACAUGGCCUAAAUUAUUAUUAACUGAUAUGGGUUCAGAGUUUAAAGGAAGCUGUGAAAAACUUAUGAAAGAACAUGGUGUUAAAAUCCAAAAAGCUAAUGCACAAGAGUUAUUGCUACCUUUACCUAAAAGAUCAAGAGCCUGGGUUAAGAAUCUCCUAAUUAUUAUUAAUAACCUUAAUAACUCUGUAACUCGGCUUCUUGGUAUAACUCCUAAUAAAACUAUUAAAAAGAAAUUUGUAUAUGCUAAAGCUUCUAAACCAAGAUAUGGACUUAUAGGUUAUAAUGAGAUUCGAUUAACAUAUAAUGAUCCUGUUUUAUAUUUACUUAAGCCUGGUGAAUUGGAAGGUGAAAAAAGACAUGCUACUGAUAUAAAUUGGUCUCCUCAGAUUUAUUAUAUUCAUGAAUCUCUAAGAAGAGCUCCAAGUCAUAAAGAAUGUGCAAUUACCUCCUCAGUGGGUGCUUACAAGUUAGUUCCAAAAGAGAAUCAAAGACUCACAAUAUGA
Cetraspora pellucida is the source of this 594-nucleotide messenger RNA. NCBI's taxonomy places the organism in Eukaryota, Fungi, Glomeromycota, Glomeromycetes, Diversisporales, Gigasporaceae. The record is from the annotation of a GenBank genome assembly.